Messenger RNA from Vigna umbellata (rice bean), 660 nucleotides. The record is from RefSeq and is a predicted model, not a curated record. NCBI's taxonomy places the organism in Eukaryota, Viridiplantae, Streptophyta, Magnoliopsida, Fabales, Fabaceae.
UUGUUGUUGGUCCCUUUCUGCUCCCGUCGAUGCCAUCUAGCAUAAUCACAGCACUUUCCCCUAUCCUAAGAAAAGAGGAGCAUUAUUCGAUCAUAAGACAUGGUCAAUUCGUGCACGUAGAAGAUAUUUGUCUUGCUCACAUAUUUCUAUUUGAAGAGCCGAAAGCUGAAGGAAGAUACAUAUGCAAUGCAUGUGACGUUACUAUUCAUGACAUUGCGAAAUUAAUCAACAAAAAGUACCCCGAGUACAAGGUUCCCACUAGGUUUGAGAAGAUUCCAGAUGAAUUAGAGCCGGUGAGAUUAUCUUCGAAGAAAAUCAGAGACUUGGGAUUCGAAUUCAAAUACAGCUUGGAGGAUAUGUAUACUGAAGCAAUUGAUGCAUGCAGAGAAGAAGGGUUUCUUCCUAAAACUGCUGAAACACCAGUGAAUGGCAUGGUGAAUAAGAAACAAAUAAAUAAAUAGGUUUUCUUAUUUUUCGGAUUCUCCAAUGAUUCUUCUGUUGUGAAUGGUAGUCAGAAUUGUAAGGUGAAGUUGUCUUCAGAUAAGUUAUGAAUAAUCUUCUCAUGUCUUGUUAAUUCCUCACGUAAGAUUUUUUUCUUACCUUUAUGUAAUUAAGGCUAUUAUAAAAUUAUAAGUGCUCAUUGAAUGUCAUUAUAUAUCG